This is a messenger RNA of Pogoniulus pusillus (Red-fronted tinkerbird), 4975 nucleotides long. RefSeq names its product transient receptor potential cation channel subfamily C member 4 associated protein (gene TRPC4AP). The record is from RefSeq and is a predicted model, not a curated record. The transcript is spliced from 19 exons. Bases 1 to 2487 code for a protein of 828 amino acids. Gene Ontology annotation, molecular function: phosphatase binding. Gene Ontology annotation, biological process: ubiquitin-dependent protein catabolic process. Gene Ontology annotation, cellular component: Cul4A-RING E3 ubiquitin ligase complex. Lineage: Eukaryota; Metazoa; Chordata; Aves; Piciformes; Lybiidae.
AUGCCCCGCGCCCCGGCCCGGUUUGCCGCCCUUGCCCGGACUGCAUUUCCCGGCGUGCCCCGCGGGGCCGGGGCGGGGGCGCCGCGCGCAGAGGCGGGGGGAGGGGCGGGGCCGCUUCCUGUUUGUCUGCGGCCGAGCGGAGCGGAGGCCAUGGCGGCGGCGGCGGCGGCUGCGGGGGGCCCCGGGCCCGGCGGCGGCCGGCGUGGAGUGCGUGCGGCGGCCACCAACAUCCUGGCGCAGCUUCGGCACGGGCAGCUCAGCGGCUGUGGCCUGACACGCGGGGCGCAGAUCACAGAGGCCUUGUUAAAGGAAAGAGAUAAGCAAGCAAAAUGGAAUGGAAUCCCCUUACUGCUGCAGAAGCUGUAUGAACACAGCCACCCAAACAGCGACUUUUCCCAGUGCCAAAGCAUCUUAAAGGAAAUUUCUCCACUUCUUUCAAUGGAAGCCAUGGCAUUUGUUACAGAGGACAGGAAAGCUGCUCAAGAGUCCACUUUCCCCAAUACAUACACCUUUGAUUUAUUUGGAGGGGUCGAUCUUCUAGUAGAAAUUCUCAUGAGACCAACUCUUAUUACACAGAAAAAGAAACAGAAAAUAAGUGAUGACCUCAUCAAGGACUGUUUAAGCAUACUGUACAACACCUGUAUAUGUACUGAAGGAGUCACAAGGAGACUGGCAGAGAGAAACGACUUUGUGUUGUUCCUGUUUACACUGAUGACAAACAAGAAGACAUUCCUACAAACUGCAACACUCAUUGAAGAUAUCCUGGGAGUGAAAAAGGAAAUGAUACAACUGGAUGAUAUUCCCAAUCUUGCCAGCCUUGUGUCCAGCUUUGACCAGCAACAGCUUGCCAACUUCUGCAGGAUCCUCGCUGUCACGAUCUCUGAGCUGGACACGGGAAGCGAUGACAAGCACACACUUCUUGCCAGAAAUGCUCAGCAGAAAAAAAACUUGGGUCCUUCUCGAGCUGAAAUUAAUCAAGCUACACUGCUGAAUAUUCCUGGCUUCAUCGAGCGCUUGUGCAAGCUGGCAACACGGAAGGUGUCUGAGACAACAGGCACUUCCAGCUUCCUGCAGGAGCUGGAGGAGUGGUACACCUGGCUGGACAAUGCACUGGUACUCGAUGCCCUGAUGAGGGUGGCAAAUGAAGAGGCAGAGCAGAGCAGUACAGAGUCCUCGGAUGAAAGUGGCCUGGCCAACACCUCCACACGGACGCAGCUGCCACAGUCCAUGAAGAUCAUGCACGAGAUCAUGUAUAAGCUGGAGGUGCUGUAUGUUCUCUGUGUGCUGCUCAUGGGGAGACAGAGGAAUCAGGUUCAUAAAAUGAUAGCAGAGUUCAGACUGAUCCCUGGCCUCAAUAACUUGUUUGACAAACUCAUCUGGAGAAAGCACUCUGCAUCAGCUCUGGUUCUGCAUGGACACAACCAAAACUGUGACUGCAGCCCAGACAUUACUUUAAAGAUCCAAUUUUUGAGGCUUCUGCAGAGCUUUAGUGAUCACCAUGAGAACAAGUAUCUCCUUCUAAACAGCCAAGAACUGAAUGAGCUGAGUGCGAUCUCUCAUAAAGCAAACAUCCCUGAGGUGGAUGCAGUUGUCAACACAGACAGGAGUCUUGUCUGUGAUGGAAAAAGAGGGCUGCUGACCAGGCUGCUUCAAGUCAUGAAGAAAGAACCAGCUGAAUCCUCCUUCAGGUUUUGGCAAGCCAGGGCAGUGGAAAGUUUUCUGCGAGGCACCACCUCCUAUGCAGACCAGAUGUUCCUGCUGAAGAGAGGACUGCUGGAGCAUAUUCUCUACUGCAUUGUUGACAGCGAGUGCAAGUCACGAGAUGUGCUGCAGAGUUACUUUGACCUUCUGGGAGAGCUGAUGAAAUUCAAUAUUGAUGCAUUCAAGAGGUUCAACAAGUACAUCAACACAGAUGAGAAGUUCCAGAUCUUCUUAAAUCAGAUCAACAGUUCCUUGGUGGACUCCAACAUGCUUGUGCGCUGCAUUACGCUCUCCCUGGACCGCUUUGAGAAUCAGUCUGAUGCUAAAGUUGCAGAGGUGCUGUCGGAGUGCCGCCUGUUGUCCUACAUGUCCCAGAUGUCCAUGAGGAUGUCCUUCCUUUUCCGUCUCAUCAACAUCAUCCAUGUACAGACGCUCACACAGGAGAACGUCAGCUGUUUGAACACAAGUUUAGUUAUCCUAAUGCUGGCCCGGAGGAAAGACAAACUCCCUUUUUACCUGCGCACUUUGCAACAGAUGGAGUACAGUGAGAAGUACCCAGGCUUCAUCCUCAACAACUUCCACAGCCUCCUGCGCUUCUGGCAGCAGCAUUACCUCAACAAGGACAAAGACAGCACCUGCUUAGAAAAUAGCUCCUGUAUUAGUUUUACCUACUGGAAAGAGACUGUAUCUAUACUGCUCAGUCCAGACCGGACCUCCCCCUGUGCCAUAGUUAGCUACAUCGACGAAGCCUACAUGGACAUUGACAGGGACUUUUCUGAGGAGUGAGCUCCGCCCUGGCUGCCGCCAGACGGCGCUCGGAGGGUACCUCGCAGCCCGUGGACUUCAGGGAUCCGCCGUGUCCUGUGUGUGUGUGCGUGUGCGGCGCCCAGCCGGGGAGCCUGCCGGCCCCCAGCCCCCACCCGACCCCUGCCGGGCCAGGCUUGGCAAGCUCUCUGGGCAACACAUUCAGGGAUGUAUCUUCCGGUUGUCUGGGAUAAAAACAUGCUCACCUGCAGCACCCAGCCUCUUGCUGUUCCUUUGUGCCCCCUCCGGUGAGGCCAGGAGAGGGGGCUGCUGGCGGAUGAGGAUGCUCCGCGUUGUGCCGGCGGACUCGGGGCUCAGCCGGGGCUGCCAGAACUUAGCAGGUCCAAAAGCACACAAAUUGCCCUCCAGAUGUGAGGUCCAAGGAGCUGGUCUGGCUGGGACCCUGGCACGCCAGCCACACCAGAGCCACCAGGAGGGCUCCCUCUGGGUGUGACUCUCCUGUUGGGGCUGGGAAUCAGGGGUCGUGGGUUGGUUGGGGUGCAAGUGUGUGUGUGUGUGUGUGUGCUUCCUGAGAGCCCUAGCUCCAGUCACCUCUGACCAUCUCCUUUUGGAUCAUUUGGUACUAAACCUGUCUGUGCAUUUAGGAGAACCUUUGCUCCUGCUGUCUUUUCCUGCAGCCCCUUCUCACCUGAAGGUGUUUUACAGAGACGUUUCAGCAGGAGCUGGCUUUUUCAUGGAGCACUAGCAUUAAAAAGUACUAAUUCUUUUUUAAACUUGGAGCUUGUCCCUUCUUGGGUGACUAAUCUGGUUUUAAAAUCCUUUUCAGGACCCUCCCUCUCGAUGCUUAACUUUCUCUGCCUGGAAGUCUUCUGUCAGUCUCUGCUUUCAGUCCUUAAUAUCAACACACACAUUAAUCUUGAAGUGCAAUAUUUACUGGAGAUGUCAGUUUUAUCCUGGAUCUGUUUUAAUCAGAAUGUGUUAAAGGCUGGGAAUAAACACUCCUGGUUGAAAAGAAGUUUGUAGGAUAUUUUGGGAAAGGAGGAAUUGGGUUUUGGCAGUCCCAAGGGCCAGACCUACGCAGGCCCUGCCUGCUCACCAACGCUGAUUGUGUAGCUUCACCACAGUCACCUUCCCAGGAAUGAAUACAGCCUGAAGUCCUGAGCCACUGCAUUUAACUCAAACCCUGGGUGUCUUGCAGCUCCAGCUGGAAGAAUCCUCUGGAAUGUGCACCUGAAUCUUUUUCACUUAACUUAUUUGAUGAGAGACUUCAACUGUGUCCCAGCUCUGGAGAGGGGCAGGCGGUGAGCAUGUCCCAGAGCUGUAGCAUUUUGUCUCUAACGCUGCCAGCAGAAUGGGUCUUGCUCUGAGGCUCCCUGUGCUGAGGCCUGGAUAUGAGAGACCAAGGGUUGCAGCCCCUGCUGCAGGACUUGUUCUCCAGCAGUCACCCUCCUGCUCUCACCCAUCUCACACUUGGGUGUCCUGCGGUGGACUCACAGCCAACACUUUGCUCGUGAGGCAGUCAGAGCUGCUGAGCUUGUGCGUAACCUGGAACCUCGCAGAGCUCCUGGGCCUCUCUCUCUGUCCCUCCCUAGAGGGCUGGGCAAGCUCUGCACUGCUCCAGUGAGGUUACCCUGGUCACCUUCCUUGUGUUGGGGAGCUCCUGGCUCCAGCAGCUGCAAGUCUGUUCUUCGUGGGUCACCCCACUCUGCCCCCUCCCUUCCCUGAGCUCAUUUCUUUCUCAUCUGUACUUUUUUUGUUCCUUGGGUAUUUGUGGGGUUUGGUGUAUCUUUUGCUUCUUAACUGUAAUAGAUGUACACUUAAAUAAAUGCUUCAAACUCAAAGGCUUUUCAGUUGAGGGAUGCCUUGCCCUAGUCUAGUGAAUUGGUGCAUCCACUGAUUGCUGCUAGAACCCUGCAGAGUCUCCUUUCCAUCUCAGUGUUCAUGGAACCUACAGUCAGGAUCCAAGCUGCGCCUGCCUGGGCUGUGGAGUCCUGCCAGCUGCCCUCUGACUCCUGGCUCCCUCCUCCUGAGCACUGGGAGCACAGUAAGCUUGGCACCUGGCCUGCCAGAGGCAGCUUGGCUGUGCUUUUGCCUUCAAGCUGGCUGUAGAGAAGGGACAGGGAAGAACCCACAGCAGCUCCUCUCUUCAGGGGCAAUGCCCUGGCUGUACUGGGCAGGGGCAUGAGCUGGCAGAGAGGGUCGCAGGCACAUCUGAAGUGAGGGCCACGUUCCUGUGGGCUUGUUUGUCCAUGCCAAAUGCUUCAAGAAUCUCAUUUUGAGAGGGGACCAACAGCUCUGUCCUUCAUCCUUGUUUUGUCUUAUUUAUGGAGGGCACAGAGAGGAAGUGUCCAGCGUGGUGCCAGGGAGAGCUCAGGGGAGUGGAGGUGGGAUCCCUGUCACUAACCAACUCCUGCAGUUCUGAGGUUCGUGCUGCCCAGAUCAAUGCCAAUUUACUAACUGCAAAUAAAGGUAUUAAAUGGAAACUAUUAAAGAAAUCUAUUUUAAAGAA